GCCGCCAUGUUGCAUAUCGUUUUGUAAUUGAGACCGUUGUAGCUCUUCACUCGACAAUCUGAAGAGAUGCCUCGCUGUUUCUUGCUGAAGAAAUGUGUGAGGAGUUAUAAAGAAUCAGAUGGAGCUGCAACCGGUGAAUGGAGAGUAAAGCAUAAUGAUGUGGCUGAAAAUAAAGGUUUGCAGAUUAGUGAUAAAGAGACUGUUGCUAGACAGCCAGAAACAGCUGCAGCUGGUGCAUGGAGUGUAAAGCAUAAAGAUUUAGUUGUAGAUAGAGGUUUGCAGAUUAGUGAUAAAGAGCCUAUCGCAGCCGGAGAGCUAGAUCGAGCUGCAGCUGAUGCAUGGAGUGUAAAGCGCAAUGAUUUAGCUGAAAAUAGAGAUUUGCACACUAGUGAUGAAGAGCCUGUCGCCGGAGAGCUAGAUCGAACUGCAGCUGAUGCAUCGAGUGUAAAGCGCAACGAUUUAGCUGAAAAUAGAGAUUUGCACACUAAUGAUGAAGAGCCUGUCGCAGCCGGAGAGCUAGAUCGAGCUGCAGCUGAUGCAUCGAGUAUAAAGCGCAAUGAUUUAGCUGAAAAUAGAGAUUUGCACACUAGUGAUGAAGAGCCUGUCGAAGAUAAACUUCACAUAUGUAAUUAUUGUGGUAAAGCUUUGAAAAAUCUAUCAACUUUCAGAGGCCAUAGUGAACUGCACAUCGGAGUGGAUCAUUAUCCCUGCAUUUUAUGCAAAUGGAAGUUUCGAAGCCUGCCACAGCUAGUUCUACAUAUGAAUUCAGAGCAUCCCACGGAAUUUAAAAACUCAGAAGACCCUCAGAGUCUAAUAUCAGAUGCAAUAUAUUCUAAGUUCUCUUAAAUUUCAAAACAUUGAUAUAUCUUCUAAGAAAUCGAAAUUUUAUUUCCGUGUUUCAUAAAAUGUAUUAGUGAUCAUUAUUUGGAAUGUAUAAAUAAUA
This is a messenger RNA of Argiope bruennichi, 943 nucleotides long. RefSeq names its product zinc finger protein 90-like. The transcript is spliced from 7 exons. Lineage: Eukaryota; Metazoa; Arthropoda; Arachnida; Araneae; Araneidae. The record is from RefSeq and is a predicted model, not a curated record. Bases 67 to 846 code for a protein of 259 amino acids.